Messenger RNA from Acaromyces ingoldii, 1336 nucleotides. Its product is annotated as putative carboxylesterase. Lineage: Eukaryota; Fungi; Basidiomycota; Exobasidiomycetes; Exobasidiales; Cryptobasidiaceae. The coding region runs from base 109 to 1041 and encodes 310 amino acids. Gene Ontology annotation, molecular function: hydrolase activity. The record is from RefSeq and is a predicted model, not a curated record. The transcript has a single exon.
AAAACACGUGCCGGGGAUGUACAGUAGGUAGCCGCCGCCGCCGGCACAGCUGAUCGGGCGCGUUUGUUAGCGCCCGACUCAGCAUUUGGACACCUUAUUUUUUUCCUCAUGGCCACCACCAUCUUUGCCUUUGCGCGCUACCUGCGCCUGAAGGUCCUCGUGUCCUUCUUCCGCCUUGCCGUCAAGCUCCUCACACCAGCUCCGAAAGCCCGUCCCGACCGAGUUUUGAGCAUACCUUCUCGCGACAAGCGUCGCAGCAUCAAGGCCCAUCUUUACACCCCUCCAGCAAAAGACGCAGGCGCCCAGGCCCGAGUCCCGGGUCCAGUCUUGCUCAACUUUUACGGCUCUGGCUUUGCACUACCUCUGCAUGGCGCCGACGAUGGGUUUUGCCGCCUCGUCGCCACCAAAGCAGGCUAUGCGGUGCUCGACGUCGAAUAUCGCUUGGGACCCGAGUGGCCGUUUCCUGCAGCCAUCAACGACGUUGAGGACGCGGUAAGGUACGUGCUCGACCGUCCAGAGGAGUUUAAUUCUUCGCAAGUCUCCCUGUCUGGCUUCUCGUCAGGCGGCACCCUCGCCCUCAUUGCUCCUACGCUGUUUCCCCCCGGUUGCUUCCGGUCCGUCAUUGCUUUCUACCCAGCGACGGAUCUGGCGGCAGACCCUAAGCUGAGGAAAGCACCAGCACCAGACGCCAAGCCGCGCUCGACGUUCUUGACCGGAAUCUUCCGAGAGGCGUACAUUGGCGACAGAAAUCCCCGGGAUCCCAGAAUAUCACCGAUCUUUGCCGAUACGUCCAAUUACCCUGCCAACAUGCUUGUUCUGACGGGCGACCAGGACACAUCGGCACUCGAAGCGGAAGAUUUGGCCGAGAGAGCAAAAAGGGAAGGACAGGCAAGUGGGAGAAAUGUCGUGAUCCGCAGAAUGAAGGGGUGCGGCCAUGCCUUUGACAAGAAGAGCAAAGUCAGCGCCCUUGUCCAGGCCAGAGACGAGGCGUACGGGCUCGCGGUGGACAUGCUCAGGACGGCAGCCAGUCACAGAAUCUAGUGGGAAAGUCGUUCUGUCUUGCGGCUCAAAUUCUUCAAAUGUGAAAGUCGAUCUCUGCGCGGAUGUCUGCAGUACAGUCAGCACAGUCACGGGCGGUGUCACGACAUUGUCUCCUGCCUGAGUGAUGUUGCUCAGCUCAAAACCUGCCCAAGUGAAGUUGGUAUACGCAACAGAUUGUAACAAUUACGCUUCUGAUGAAAGGUCUUGUGGUCUUGUGCACGGCCGCCUCAAUUCAUAUCUCACCAGAACAGUGGCUUAAGCUGCUCUGAUGAAAUACAGAAAGCCCCAUUUCGAG